Molecule: messenger RNA, 315 nt
Organism: Paraglomus occultum
Lineage: Eukaryota; Fungi; Glomeromycota; Glomeromycetes; Paraglomerales; Paraglomeraceae
Source: the annotation of a GenBank genome assembly
AUGGAAUUCUAUCGUACAGCAACACAAGUCCUUCCUGAAAGUAUCUUUGUAUCAGUUGAUGUCGGUGCUGUCUUUGGUUCGAGUGGAUUCAUUGAUUUUUAUGUUGAUGAUGCAAGAGACUGGGCGAUCGAACUCUUGCGAGAUGGAGAUGAUGUCGAAGAACAUUGUAGACGCUUUGAGGCUGAUAAUGUAUACGGCCCUAUUGUUGGAAUUGCAAAACAGUACGCCAUUAUUGAUAUUAGACAGUCACAGAAAGAACUUCCGCGUUCUCCCAAACGAGAAUUUAUACACGUCCAGUGUGCUAAAAAUUUUUGA